UGGUAUUUCCUAUGCUUUCAAGGCCAUAUUAAAAUGUACUUAAAUCUUCAAAACCCUAUCAAAAUACCAAAUCCAAAAUCCAAAGUUCUCCUCCUUCUGUUCAUUAUUCACCAUGAAAAUGCACCUCAAUAGUGUGCUGAGCUCAAACAAAUGAGGUAAAAUCUCUGUAUUUUACACUUUACAGUACAUUUUCCAUCCCCCAAUAUGGCCACUUCUUUAUCCCACUCUCCACAGCUAUUGACUUUCUCUUAUAGAAAGUCUAACCCAUCUUUCUCAUUCCCCAAGAUUCACUCUUUCUUGCAUCAAAAUCGACAAAUUCACUUAAAGACUCAAUCUUUUCCAAUAUUACAAACUUUUAGCCAUCUGGGUCGUGUUCAAAGGAUAAUUAGAGCUUCUUCUGAUAGUUUUCUUGAAGUAAUUGAAGAGGAAGAGGGUUUAUUACUUACUGAGGAGAAACCAUUGAAAUUCCUGUUUUGGGUGUUGUUUUGGGCGUCUGUAUCUGUUGGUUUGUUUGCAGUUUCUGGGGAUGCAAAAGCUGCUGCUGACUCUAUUCGGGCUUCGGGUUUUGGUGUAAAAGUUGCUAAUGCUUUGAGGAGUUCAGGAUGGCCUGAUGAGGCUGUUGUGUUUGCUUUGGCUACACUUCCUGUUAUUGAGCUUCGUGGGGCAAUUCCUGUUGGUUAUUGGUUGCAACUUAAGCCUACUGUGUUGACUGUUUUAUCUGUUCUUGGGAACAUGGUUCCUGUCCCCUUCAUUGUGCUCUACUUAAAGAAGUUAGCAAUUUUCCUUGCUGGAACGAACAAGUCAGCAUCGAAGCUUUUGGAUUUGUUGUUUGAGAGGGCCAAAGACAAGGCAGGCCCUGUGAAAGAGUUUCAAUGGCUUGGUUUAAUGCUCUUUGUGGCAGUUCCGUUUCCUGGAACCGGAGCUUGGACCGGAGCCAUCAUAGCUUCUGUGCUCGACAUGCCUUUCUGGUCCGCUGUUUCAGCAAACUUUGUUGGUGUUGUCUUGGCUGGCCUUCUAGUGAACUUGUUGGUGAAUCUUGGACUCAAGUAUGCCAUCAUAACCGGCAUAAUACUAUUCAUUAUUUCGACGUUCAUGUGGAGUAUCCUUCGAAGUCUUAAAAGCUCUAUGAGCUCAUCAAGCUGAUAUCAAAUACUGUUGAAGUUUUGAGGUUAUUGGUAUAACCCGUUAUGUAUAAAACAGAAAUGGAGAAGAGAAAGAGAAGUCCUUUUUCUUUCUUUAAUCGAUCAGUAAUUUAUUUUUUUUGUUUGCAUGACCAUGGUGUCUGGCCAGCUUUCGCGUAUCUCGACUAAUUCCACGGGGUACCUCCCACCAGCAAUAUGUACCAGGUAACUCUGUCCACCAAGGCUUAGGACAGAUCAGUACUAUAACUUUUUCUUCACACAUUGUUACUGUUUGUACUGGGAUCCAUCGUAUCAUCUCUUCAAUCAAGAAUGGCUCAACAAGACAAAUUCAGCUGUCUAACACAA
This is a messenger RNA of Solanum verrucosum, 1487 nucleotides long. RefSeq lists its product as uncharacterized. The record is from RefSeq and is a predicted model, not a curated record. The transcript has 2 exons. Lineage: Eukaryota; Viridiplantae; Streptophyta; Magnoliopsida; Solanales; Solanaceae. Gene Ontology annotation, cellular component: chloroplast. The coding region runs from base 205 to 1143 and encodes 312 amino acids.